This is a messenger RNA of Nyctereutes procyonoides (raccoon dog), 3467 nucleotides long. RefSeq names its product RAD1 checkpoint DNA exonuclease (gene RAD1). Gene Ontology annotation, cellular component: checkpoint clamp complex; nucleus. The transcript is spliced from 6 exons. NCBI's taxonomy places the organism in Eukaryota, Metazoa, Chordata, Mammalia, Carnivora, Canidae. The record is from RefSeq and is a predicted model, not a curated record. Bases 243 to 1088 code for a protein of 281 amino acids. Gene Ontology annotation, molecular function: 3'-5' exonuclease activity. Gene Ontology annotation, biological process: DNA repair; DNA damage checkpoint signaling.
UCCGGUCUCUGGUAGGGCAGGCGCGGCGCUCUAGGCCGCCUCCAGCUCUGUGGUGACGGUGGCCGAGGUGGCCGUCGGGUCUGAGAAGAGCGGCGGGAGCCAGCCGAGCGUUCCCUCCCCGGCGGCCCGGGAGGCGCGGCGGGCUCCCUGGCGCCCGGAUCCCGCCACAAAGGGGUUCGCCGACCCGCAGCGGCGCGUGUGGCCACCGGGAGCAUCCCCUGGGGCCGCAGGAGCCGAGGGCGAUGCCCCUCCUAACCCCACAGACCCAAGAGGACAGCGACUACAGCCUGGUGGCCAGCCUUGACAACGUCAGGAAUCUCUCCACUGUCCUGAAGGCUAUUCAUUUCCGAGAACAUGCGACGUGUUUCGCCACUAAAAACGGAAUCAAGGUUACGGUGGAGAAUGCAAAGUGUGUGCAAGCCAAUGCUUUUAUUCAGGCUGGAAUAUUUCAAGAGUUUAUAGUUCAAGAAGAGUCUGUUACUUUUCGAAUAAAUUUAACUAUCCUUUUAGACUGUUUAUCUAUUUUUGGAUCAAGUCCUAUGCCAGGGACUUUAACUGCACUUCGGAUGUGUUACCAAGGUUAUGGCUACCCUUUGAUGCUAUUUCUAGAAGAAGGAGGAGUGGUGACAGUCUGCAAAAUCAAUACUCAGGAGCCGGAGGAGACUCUGGAUUUUGAUUUCUGCAGCACCAAUGUUAUUAAUAAAAUUAUUCUGCAGUCAGAGGGGCUCCGUGAAGCAUUUUCUGAAUUGGAUAUGACGAGUGAGGUCCUACAGAUCACCAUGUCUCCCGACAAGCCUUAUUUCAGGUUAUCUACUUUUGGAAAUGCAGGAAGCUCCCAUCUUGAUUAUCCCAAAGAUUCUGAUUUGAUGGAAUCAUUUCAGUGUAACCAAACCCAGGUCAACAGAUACAAGAUUUCUUUACUGAAACCCUCUACAAAGGCCUUAGUCCUGUCGUGUAAGGUAUCUAUCCGAACAGAUAACCGAGGGUUUCUCUCAUUACAGUAUAUGAUUAGGAAUGAGGAUGGACAGAUAUGUUUUGUGGAAUAUUACUGCUGCCCUGAUGAAGAAGUUUCUGAAUCAGAGUCUUAAGUAUGGCAUUCACUGUGAUCUCUACCUGAAAUAGAUCACAUUCUCAUUCUGGGUUUAGUAUCUCCAUGAUAAUUGGAUUUUUCUAAAGGGAAGAAGCUGGAGGAGAUGGGAACAAGGUCCAUGUAUCCUAAUAGUUGCUGUGUAUUUUGUAAGUAAAUGUUUUCAUGGAGUCACACAUUACCCACUACUGGACUAUGCUGUGGUUCCGUCUUUUGAACUCAUGGGAAUCAUUAUGAGCCAAGAUGAAUAAUCUAUUUAAGUCAGACAUUUCAAGAGUCUAAAAACUUUACAUUUGAUGAAUCCAUACCUGAAAUGUUCUUUUAUUUAUUUACUAUUAGAAAAGGCAGCGGUGUGUAAGUAUUGCUUAUGAGUUUGAAUUGCGAAGAAUAUAUCUUAAUGCAGUGGGUCUUCAAAGUGUGGCACCUAAACCAACAGCAUUGGCAUUACCUGGAAUCUUGUUAGAGACUCUGGAAGUGAGCCAACAGUCUGUAGCAUAGAAAAAUUAACCCCAGGAAAUUCUGAUGCAUGCUAAAGUUUGAGAACCACUGUUUUGAAGGAUACUUUUUUUUGUUUUAAUGCAUUUAAUUGCACGGAAAUUAUUGCUUUUACAAGUGAUUUCUUUCCAAAUGUUCUGAAGUUUAGGCUUUGCCAACAAGUCUAAGUAAUUAAAUGAUUUAUUUUUAUUUUUUUAUUUUUUAAAAUGAUUUAUUUUAAAGUAUGUAUUUUAAAGAAAGCUAUGAACAAGAUAUAAAGCAGACCAGAGUUACAGAAUUUCUUCUUGUUUUCUGCCACUGUUCAGUGCAGUAAGUACUGUAGUAAGUACAUAUUAGAUACCUGCUAUUCACCCAUAAGAGUUUCUCAUCCAAACAAGAUGUAGAAAACCAGCAAUUAAGUGGUUUUGCACUUUCUUGGGUAAUUUUCAGUCAAUUCUUAUGGUGUGUAGAUAUCUAAUAAAAUGCAAUACUAAGAUUAUCUGGCUUGUUUUCUAGUAGAAAAAAAUAUAUAACUGAAAUAAAGUUCCAAUGAGCUGUGUGGUAACAGCUCAUUGGGUAGGCACUGUUGGCCUUUGUGGGUGAGACAGUUUUUCAUGGGGGAAAAAACUCAUCCCAUUGCAGGAUUCAUUGGGCCUCCCUAGCCCCUACCUACUAAUGCUAGUCUUUGUCUUUGUGACCUGUGACCCCCCCCCCAAACCCUGGUAUUUGUGGUAAAGAACAGUUGAGUAAUGUUAAUAUUCAUCAGAAACAUUCAUCAGAAGGGUGUAUUUGGAAUCCUGCCUUAAAACAGGCCACAUGGCAUUAGAGGAGUUUGGAGAGUAGUUCAAACAAAGCACUUCAGGAAAACGCUCCCCCAGAACAGCUGUGGGCACUGCUCCCAAGUCCAUGGGCAGGCCGGGUGUCUAGCCCAGAGUCACUACCUGAUAACUACUAAGUCCCCCAGGUAACCUCAGGAUGCCAGCUGGCACAAAAAGAGUUGGAGUUUGGUCAAGUGUAGUACACGUUUAAGAAGGAAAUGAAUGAAUCUACUAAAUGUUGUACAAAUACUUUUUUAGAUAAACAUCAAGAACAGAAGAAACCUAAAACAUAAUUAUGAGAAUAUUUAAUCAGUCAGAAUUUCAAGGACUAUAAUUUUCCUUUAAAAUAGGGCAGUUCUUUUUGGCUUUUGUUCACUGGUAUGUCCUAUACCUAGAACAGUGCCUAAUAUAUAACAUGUUCAAUAAAUAUUUGUUAGAUGAGAGAACCUCCAUUCAGGUUAUCUUUUAGCAUCUUAUUAGUCACUAUUUAAUUUCAAUUAUUGAGCUCUGAAUUGAUUUCAAUCUAAGGUAUUUUUUAAAAGUUGGACCUGUGAAGAAUUUAAAAUAUAUAUUGGUUUCAUAGGGAGAGACUGACUUUUGCACACUUAAGACAAUCAUUUUAGCUGCACAUAUCGUUAGCUAUUUAUGCUUCAUAAGCUAACGAGUGUAAUUGUUUCUACAUCACACUAACUUCACGGUACUGAUUUAACAGAAUUUCCUAUUUAGUGUGUUCUCUUUGACCUAGGAAUUUACUAGUUUAACUUUGCUUAAAUUCCUAUGAAAGUCCGCUAGGGGGAGUGCUUUCUCAGGCCGACCAGGAGGCAUGGAGACUACAAAUUCACGUGUCACACACACAGAAAAAUAGAAUCUUAUUUUUUUAGACUUUUAGUUUUGCUGUUUUUGAAGUUUAUCUCAUUUUCUUAUUAAAUUGUGCUCACUACAGGAAUAGGUAGUUAAUUUCUCUGUUUUUAAUGUUUUUCCGUGUUUGAUGAUGGUACGCCUCCACCUGGAAUUGAUGAAAUGAUUCAAAAUAAAAAAUAAGAGGAUUUUUAAAAUUCUACCUUUGUAAUAAAAAGUCUUGUAACACA